Messenger RNA from Anguilla anguilla (European eel), 499 nucleotides. RefSeq names its product protein transport protein Sec61 subunit gamma. The transcript has 4 exons. The record is from RefSeq and is a predicted model, not a curated record. Gene Ontology annotation, biological process: protein targeting; post-translational protein targeting to membrane, translocation. Gene Ontology annotation, molecular function: transmembrane protein transporter activity. The coding region runs from base 164 to 370 and encodes 68 amino acids. Gene Ontology annotation, cellular component: membrane; Ssh1 translocon complex. NCBI's taxonomy places the organism in Eukaryota, Metazoa, Chordata, Actinopteri, Anguilliformes, Anguillidae.
AUACUAUCUUUGAAGUAAGUCGGAACUGGGCACCUAUAACAUCCGGGGGAGCGGGGUUAUCUUAGUGAAACGUCAGCCUUCGCCGUAAAAAGUGCUUCAUAAAUACGUGGAAGAACAGAAGAACCUUUCGUGCACUAAGACAGAUAGAUAACAGACAGCCGCCAUGGAUCAGAUAAUGCAGUUUGUGGAACCCAGUCGGCAGUUUGUGAAGGACUCAAUCAGACUAGUGAAGAGGUGUACCAAACCAGAUAGGAAAGAAUUCCAGAAAAUUGCCAUGGCAACUGCAAUUGGAUUUGCUAUCAUGGGCUUCAUUGGAUUCUUUGUCAAACUCAUACACAUCCCCAUCAACAACAUCAUUGUUGGUGGUUGAAUUUCUGAGGAGCUGUACAGAAAAUUGGAAUUGUUGGGAGUGAAAGGUGGUGGAGGAGAAGAUUCUUUUUUUGCAAUCAGUGUACAUUUGUUAUUUGGUUAUAUAAUAAAUGAAAGGUGGAAAAAAUAA